This is a messenger RNA of Dracunculus medinensis (Guinea worm), 525 nucleotides long. The record is from the annotation of a GenBank genome assembly. NCBI's taxonomy places the organism in Eukaryota, Metazoa, Nematoda, Chromadorea, Rhabditida, Dracunculidae.
AUGGGGUGGUUGCGUGGGAUAGGAAAGGAAGGAAGGGACUCCAGUGAUGUUGGAAAGGGUAUGGGGAAGGCAAAUGAGCAUGUUUUCAAUCAGCAUCGGCUCAUAAGAAUCCAUCCAAGUGCUCUGUUCUCCUUUCCUACUCGCCAUUCUUCUCUUCACGCCGUUCAUACUACUGCUUCAUGGCAAGAAAAUGGGCGAUUUAAUAAUCGGUUUAAUGAUUUUAAUAAUUAUCGUACUGAUGGAUUUGGCAAUUAUUUUAAUGAAUAUUCUAAUUGUUGGAUGGAUGAUGACCGUUAUUAUAAUCGACCUCCGAUGACUUCACCAUUUCCCGAAUUUCGAGAAGAUAGUUGGCGAAAUGAUGAGUUCUCUCGAGGACAUUUCAGAGAGUUUAAUAGGAAUUUUUAUCCUCAUCAUUCAUCAGAAAAUCCUGCAUUUUAUCCAUCAUUUGAUAAUCGACGAUUCAGUGAAAUCUCACCUUCACCUUCGAACUAUAAUCGAACAGUACAAAGACAGCGGGUGAAGUAG